AUGAUCUCUCGCUUGCUGGGGCUGCCUCCCCAGAUCAAGACGGCCACAGAAGCAGCGUCUUAUAUGAUGGAUCAGUUUGCAAACAAAGUCACAAAGCGGAGCCAGUUCAUCGAUUCAAAUCAGCUACAACAACUGGCGGUGAUGCUUGGUCGACCAGUCCUUAAUGGCCACGACAUAAGCAGGAUGAACGUUCCCGCAGGCACACCGAUUCCUUCAGCACACCAUCUUGUCUAUUUUACACCAAUGGAGCUUGAGAGUCAACUGGGUGCUGACGGAAGUGACCGCACUUUCAAUGCGCCCGCCCCGUUCACAAGGAGGAUGUGGGCAGGUGGCCAUAUGAAGUUUGAUAAAAGUAACCCCUUGAGGGUUGGAGAGGAAGCAGAAGAGCACACAAAGUUGAUCAGUGCGGUUGCGAAGACGAGCAGAUCCGCGGGCGAGAUGGUACUCGUUGAAGUAGAAAAGAAGAUUCAUGGAUCAAGGGGCCUGGCACUUGUCGACAAAAGGUCGUGGGUUUUUAGGCCAAUGUUAUCUUCUAAUCCUCAGGGGGGCGUAGCGCUUAGAAGAAUCGACGGCAAUAUCCUAGCUCCAUCAUCUGUCUCUGAUGUAAUAAAUGACAGCAGUGAGGGCCACCCUGGUAUUGUUGUCCACGGGCCCCUGAAUGUUAUCAAUUUGUUGGACUAUUGGAGAGAUAUUCACGGAGAGGGCGCAGGGCCAGAUGAGAUUAUCUACCGGGCAAUGUCACCUGUUUAUGGAGGAGAGGAAUACCGAAUUCGGACGGUAGAUAUAAACGCGACGAAUUCUAGUCGAGUGUUUGAUGUAGUUGCAGAGAAGGAUGGGAAUGUUAUCAUGAAAGCUUCUAUAAUCAAAAAGAUAUAA
Molecule: messenger RNA, 876 nt
Organism: Trichoderma asperellum CBS 433.97
Lineage: Eukaryota; Fungi; Ascomycota; Sordariomycetes; Hypocreales; Hypocreaceae
Source: RefSeq, a predicted model, not a curated record